AAUAAGCAUUAAUGAAUGCAAGUGCCAGGGAACAGAGGUCUUUGUUUACCUUCCAUUUGCAGUUACAAUUCUUUCUCAUUUUUCUAUUUUAUCAUGGUUCUUUCUUAGAUGUGACCGUGAUCUGGCAGACUGUCAAUGUUAGUUUAAGAAUGUGGUGGUUUUGACCUGUCUUUUUAUCUGGAUUUGACUUCUUUUUCUGCAAGAGAGACUGUUGGCCAGCACGAUCCUGAUACUGCAUUCUGGAUGCCAGGUGACUUCAUGCUGCACUCUGGAUGCCAGGUGACUUCAUGCUGCACUCUGGAUGCCAGGUACUUCAUGCUGCAGUCUGGAUGCCAGGUGACUUCAUGCUGCACUCUGGAUGCCAGGUGACUUCAUGCUGCACUCUGGAUGCCAGGUGACUUCAUGCUGCACUCUGGAUGCCAGGUGACUUCAUGCUGCACUCUGGAUGCCAGGUGACUUCAUCAUGUUGAAGAAAGUCACUUUUUUUUCAUUAUAAACUUCAGAGAUUGAAGUUCAGCAUUAAAUUACAUUUCUGUGAAGGUACAUAUCUGAGGCUGGUUUUGAGGGGUUUUCUCUCCUUACAGUCUGGCCUGAGGCCAGGCUGCCCUGUUGAAUGUUUGACCAGCUACGUUGUUUCUACUAGUGGCCUGCAGACCUACAUAGCUGGGCGAUCUGUAUAUUUGUGUUAUAGAUGUAAAACUUUGUUGAAUAUAUUUUAGGGGUCUUUUUUUCCAGUGUGCCAAAGAGUAGUUUGUGAGUGUAUAUAAUUGUUGUCAUUCAAAAGAAACUGGCUGUUGUCAUAGACAAAAGUGAAAUUUUAAAUCACACAAAUAACUUGGAAGCACAAUGGAGGAAUCUGAGGAUAGUGAGGCCCAAGUGCAAUUAAAAGCUAAGUCAUUAACUAUGUCAAAUAUAGCAGAUAAUGCACAAAAAGAUGAUGAAAAAAACAAAGAGAAAGAAAAUGAUGAAGAAUGCAAAGAGAGAUCAAUGCUCAAUGCAGAAAAGGAGAAAGGAAAGGAUAAAAAAAGGAAUAUUGUAAAGGAGGUAGGAAAAGGAAUAAAACAAACAAGAGGAAAGCAUGAAAACAACACUCAUAAUCUAAAGUACAGAGAGAAAAGUGCUUAUGAUGAAGAGAAUGAUGCUGAGGGAGAUACAGGGAAGGAGAAAGAUCUUAAUAUUGAAGAGGAAGGAGGGAGAGGAGACCCUGGAACUGCUAAUGAAAAAAAUAAUGCUACUAAUCAGUGUGAAGAGAAAUGUCAGGUUAAAGUCAAUCAACUGAGUGAAGAAGAGAAGUGGGUAAAUAAAGAAAAAAUAAUAUGUGAUAUUCAGUAUAUUAAGAAAGACAAGGAAGACAAAAAGCAAAAUAUCAUAUUAAUUACCUGUAUGUCUGGGGAAUCACAAAUUAUUCACCAAGACUGCAAGGAAAUGUCAGGGAAGCAAAGAGUGUUGAAUAAGAAUGAGGGUCCAAAACAUGCAGAUCAGGAGACAAAGAAAGAUAUAAAAAACACAGAUGAAGCUGAAGAAGAGGAGAAAGUCAGAGAAGAAGUGGAAGAAAAGAAUUUUGGAGAAGAAGAAUCUAUUAACCAAGAGGGUGUGGAAGGCAGUAAGACAAACAAGAAAGACCUGAGUCAGAAAAUAAAACAGCAGAAAGAUAUAGAAGUUGUACAAACUCAGGCAGACAUUGAAACAGAUAAUGCAGGAAAGAAGUUGGGGAUUCCUAAAACGAAAAUGGAUAGAGAGAGGCAGAAAUAUGUUAAAGAGGAAUUGGGAAAUGAAGAGAGCAUGGAAAAUGGUAUGGACAACCAAGUCAAUUUACAAGAAUCAGAGACCAAGAAAGGCAUUGAAAGGAAUGCAGCAAAUCCAAAAAAUUUUCAAAGUUUGGAAAGUCAAGAAAAUGUGAAAAAUACUGUAGAAAGUGAGAUAAAUAAGGAAAAGAGUAUAGAGAAUAAAGUAAAUAUGGGAAAGGUAGAGAAUGAGGUAAAUAUGGAAAAGGUAGGGAAUGAGGUAAAUAUGAAAAAGAAUGUGGAGAAUGAGAAAGAGACUGUUGAAAACGAAGUAAGUAGUGAAGGUAAUAUAGUUAAUGAUAAAAAUAUUGAAACAAAUGUGGAACAUGAAAUAAAUAUGGAAAAGGAGUUAGAGAUGCAGAAGAAUAUUGAAAAGAAUGUGGUUCACGAAACAAAUAUAGAAAAGUAUUUAGAAGAAGAAAAAAUUAACAAAACAGCAGAAAAUGGAAUAAAUAUGGAAAAGGAGUUAGUGACACAGAGAAAUAUUGAAAAGAAUGGAGAAAAGAAGAAAAAUAUAGUAAAGGAGAUUGGGAGUACUGACAACAUUGAAGUUAAUACAGGAAAACAGGAAAAUGCAGAGGAGUUAAUAGGUCAGGAAUCCCUAGAAAUGUGUGUGGAGAAACAUGAAGCUGCAGAACUUGAAAAUCGCAAAUUUUAAGCGAGGCUUUGGGGAUCCUGGAAAAUAAAGAAAAAAAGAACCACAAGAACAUAGAAGAAUUGGAAAGUCAGGAAAGUACAAAAAAACUGGAAAAUCAGAAAAAUAUAGAUGAUAUCAUAGAGAAUUGGAAUGAAUCAGGGGAGAAAAUGGAGCAACAGAAAGGGCAAGAGAUACCAAAUAAACAGAAAAAUAAUAAUGUUGAAUGCCAAGUGAAUGUCAUAAACAAGACAGUAUACAAGAAAUGCCAGGAACAGAAUUUGCGGCUCCAAACAGAUGCAUCUAAAUGCUUUAAAUGUAUGGAAGAGGGUACUAAAUUCUGUAAACAUACAGUUGAAUAUAGCAAAGAUACAACACUGGAGGUGGGUAACACGAAAGAUGAAAUGUUGCAAGAUCAGCCUAAGGUCAGAGAGGAGAAACAAAAGGAGGAGUCCACUAAAAGUGUCUUAGAGAGGCCUGUUAGUGAAGAAAAACCAGACGAACCAAACAAAAGCUCACAUAUAGAUCAUGAUCCAGUGGAAAUCAAAGGUGUUAAGAAGUUUUUUGGCCAAAAAAAGAAGUCCCAAAUUCUUCAAAGAAAGUGCAUUAAGAGACUCUUAACUUCUGAGAAAGAAGAGUAUAUGGAAUCUGUUUGUCAGAGCAGCUUAAGGGAUGAGAAAUCAGCUGCUGUUAUCAGUGAAGAUGAAAGGCAAAGUAGAGUUUGGGGCGAAGAUGAGAGAGGUGUUACUCCAAAUAGCACAGCGGACCAGAAUAUCUUGGAGUCUACUAGCAGUUCCAACAGUCAAGAGAAUGAAUACCAGCCUUGUCAUAGUACUGAUAUGAGUAGUGGAUCCCAAAGUUCAGGCAGCAAAAGUAAGGUGCACACAGUUGCUAAUGAAGCAAACAGAGGUCAUCAGGACAGUAUUACCAAUGUUGAUAACUUCACUGAUGUUCAUUCUGAAAAUGAUCAGCUAUCAAAAGAUACAGAUAAGAAUUAUCAGUCUCCAAAGAAACAGAAAGGUGUUGAAGGUAAUCAGUCUGCAUGUCCAUUACACAAAAAGCUGCAAGAUCCUGAAAGUUCGCAAGCCAAAACUGAAUCAAAGAGUAAAAUGGUGGAAUGCAUAGAUUUACUUAGUGAUGAUGAUGGUGGUGAUGAUGCUAGUACUGCCUACACAAGCACAACUGCAUCAAAGACAUUACAUCAUGUUCGAGAAAAAAUUGUCCCUACUGUUUGUGAAAAAUGUCGGAGUAUAUGGAAUAAUCAAGUAUUGAGUACAAUUUUCUUGGGCGUUGAGUCUGUUACUGUCAACUCAAAGAUAACAUAUGGUGCCAUCAUAUGCAUCAACCACUGGGCUGAGUCCCAUUAUUUAAGUGGAAAGGAGUCUGCAGUAAGAAGCUUACUUGAUAGAGCAGAUUUAUGCAAAAAUAUUGGCUCUUUAAGGAUAAGUGAGGUUAAUCAUUGGCUUGGCAGCCUCAUGAAAGCUGGUAAGGUAAAAUGUUGUGAUGUUUUUGAGGCUUUUUACCAGCCAGAUGUCCAAAAUAAAUUGCUUUCAUCCCUACCUCACACAGAUGUGUCUACAGAUAAAGCUACGGGAAUUAAAAUAAGGGUUGACUCUGUAGAUGGUGAGAAUCAGCCACCUAAAAAGAAUAUUAGUCAGUCUCCAAAGGACUGCCCAUCUUCCUUAAAGAAUCAGUCACUGACAAGUCCAGGGUAUAUUUUACCUUUACAAAAAGGCUCUGAUUCUGCAAAAAAUGUCCUAUCAGGAGUAUGGAAUACUCCUGUGUUUGACAGAAAGGUAGUAUUGCCAGGCAUUGGACAAGAAAAGUCAGCAACAUGCUUAGAUAAACAAGGGAAGUCUACCUCAGGGUAUGCUCAAGAGUGUGCUACAAGGAAUUGUCAAAUAGAUUCAGGAAAGACCACAUCAACAGAAGCUGUUUAUUCUUCAUCUGACAUGGGUAAAGCAGUUAGCCCAAAGCAGUCUUUGCAAUCUUCAUCUGAGAAAGCUGAAUUAGUUCUGACAGAGGUCACACCACCUGCUACUAAGGCAGGAAGUUCAUCUGAAAUGGUGUCACCUGUUUCUAGAAAAAGAACAGCAGAUAUGUUAAUAGAAGAUACCCCACAUACCCUCAGAGAUGAAAACUCACAAAACCUAGAGUCAGUUGAUUCAAAGAUCACUACUACUGCAACUUUGUGUGAGAAACCCACUACAGAUUUAGAGAAAGAUGUAGCCUCUCACUCUGAGACAAAUGAGACACCACCAAGUAUGAGUUACAAUGUAUUACAAACUGAUGAUACAGUUGCAGAAAAAAUCUUAGACACAUCUGUAUCCUCUACUUCACAUUCCAACUCCACAGUGAUAACAAGUUUAACUUUACCUCCUGAUGCAAGUACAUCUGAUUGUCUUAAUGAAAGUUUGCACUCAGUUUCAGUUGAACAAGAGAUUGACACACCAAAGAGGAAGAGGAAGAGGAAGAGGAAAAGUCUAGCACCACCCACUAGAUCUGCAAGGCCCAUAAUUCAUCCUUCACAAUCACCAACUUCUCAGGAUGCUACUGUCACUUCUUCAGCCAUGUCUCCACAACAUAGUACACUUGUUGCCACAAAUUUAACACUAACUUCUCAUAACGAGGAGGCAGGCAAAACAACAGUAAGUUCUACACAGGAAGCAGCUUCAUCUAUUGAACAAUGGCCAACACUUCAGCAAGAACAUGAUCCACCAUUACAGCCACUUCAGCUUCAAGCAGUAUUUAAUAAAGAAGAGCAGUGUUCACAGGAGCAACAUGAUAUAAACAGCACAAGUACAUUGCAAAAUGCACAAAAUUCUUCCAAGGUAUACAUGCAUCAAAUUGAUGAAAAUUCCAUACCCUCCGAUUCUGACAGUGGUGGGGGCGAGGACAAUCUUCAUGUCAAUAGUGAAGAAAGUUCUUCUGAUAAUUUAUGUUCAGUUCUGGGAUUGAAUGUGAGCACUUUAGAUACUUAUUGUUCUAGCACAGAUAUGAAAACCAUCACCAAUGGAGUUAUGGCCAGAAAUCCUUCAAAAAGAUACAAGUUUAGUUUUUGUCAUUAUGCUAUGCUCAAGGAACAAUCAGCAUUGAGUGGGUUAGCCAGGGAAGCUUUUAAUCUCAUGCCAUUUGAAUCUGACAAUUGCCGUCCACUAGCUCAAGGUACUAAUGGUCGGGAGCGCUUCUUGACAAACAGGGAACUGUUAACAUUGCAGAGCAUAUGCAUAUUGCAUCCCGAAAACCCAGAUGUUGACUUGUUUUUCCGGAUAUUAGUUCAGAUACUUAUGACAAGAAGUAGAGUAUUGUUAGUGCCCAAUAGUCUCACUCUUCUCCUUGUGGCAGAGAAUUUACGUCGAGAAUGUAAUCGUGCCAAAACUAAGGGAACGUAUUCUAUGUUCUUAUCUCAGGACUGGGAUACAAGUAAUGUUUAUACGGCCAAAGAUUUGUUGCACUCUAAACUUGAGAAAGUUAAAGAACCUACAGUUCGCAGUGUUCUCUCUGUGUUCUGCUUGUGGAAGAAUCUUGGCAAACAGGUCACAAAUAUUUCUCUGCCUGAAGCCCUGGAAGAUCUCUGUAAAAACAUUGAUCUAACUACUAGUGACAAGACUAAAUUGUGCAUAAAACUGUAUGCAAGAUUUUGUGAAUACCUUUAUGAAGAGAAAAAUAGCAGUUUGGCUGAAUUCUUCCUGAACCAACCCUUUACUGGUUGUAACACUCCUAUGGCAAGGAAAGUAUUGAUUAACACAAUGGUCACUAAAUUGUCUUUGGAUAUAACACAUUUAUCAUCUGCAGGAAGUUUGAAUAUUGCAGAAAAAGAGGUCCAAGGAGCAUUACAAAAAUGUUUAGCAUUAGAGAAGGCAGUUCUCCAGUCUCGUAAUGCCCAAAAAGAGGAAGAGUUUCGUCUUAAUGUUGUAACAUUUAGAGACAAGCUUGACAGGUACAAACAAGUUAAUGAUCUCUUGUCGAAGAGAAUGAAAAUUGCUGAAAAGGAAAAGCAAGAAGUUCUGACCAAAAUUGUGGACUCAAAAUCAAGAAAACUAGUUCGAGAAUUAGGUCAAACAUUGACGGCAAUCCAUCAAUCACUUGCUAAACGUAAAGGGGUCACUGGUAUGGAUGAGAGAGAAAACAGUAGAAAGGCUCUAAAAGUGGAUUAUUCCACAGAUAUUCAUUCUUCUGUAGAUAUCUGUUCAAGGGAUAGGUUUAGUAAUACAGCUGCUAGUGUAGACUUGGGAGAGGAUGUUUCCCAGACAAUCAGGGAAGGGAUCUAUGAACUUUUAGCCAGUGAAGUUGAUGUGGAUCAAGUGAGGCCAGUGAUCUAUCUUAUCAUGAAUAAAGUGGCCGGUGAAGAGGCUCCAAGAUUACCCAGUGUUUCAUGGAUUAGGAAUUUUGCACGUCUUAAUGGUUUUAAAAUAAAAUGAAGAAAUGUUUCAGUACAAGUAACCAUAAGAUGCCCUAAACAUUAGUUAGUUUAUAAGACUUUUUUUUUUUUUCAACACACCAGCUGCAUCUCACUGAGGCAGGGUGACCUAAAAAUGAAAACCAAAGUUUUUCAUUUUAACCCUUAAACGGUCCAAACGUAUAUAUACAUUCACGCGCGUAGCGCCCCAAACGUAUAUAUACGUUUUCUUUGUCAUUCAUUCAACAUUGCCACAAUAAGCUUGAGUCACCUAGACAUGAGAGAAUGGGUGUGCGCACUCACUGUGCGCCAUAUUAAAAUAAUUGGGGAUGCCUGGGUACCAUAUGCUCUUUUUUCCUUUUAAAAAAACAGAUUUUUUUUUUUUCUCAAAAAAUUUGGGGCGCUAUGCGAGUGAACGUAUAUAUACAUUUGUACCGUUUAAGGGUUAAAUUUAGUAAUUUAUGCAGAUGGGGUUACUAGUCCCUUCCCUUUGACAUUUUAGUCACCACUUAUGACAUGCUUCGCUUUAUUAGACAUGUUACCAUAAAUGGUAAAAAUUAUUUCUUAUGAGCAAGAUAAUAAUAUAGAAUUCAGCACCUUCUUUUUUUUUUUUUUUUUUUUUUUUUGCCAUACAGGAGAGCCCCGCUUAUACAGCAGGUCAGGUUCUGGGCUACUGCUGUAAAGUUAAACAUAUCCUUUUUUUACUUUCAAAUUCAUAUAAAAGCCUGAUAACAUGUUUAUAUUAUCAUAUAUUAAGUGAGUAAUAGAGCUAGGCCUUAAAAAUGCAUAUAUAUUACGCACAUCACUUAUCUUACAAUAUUUUUAUUCUUAUAGUGAGUGGUGAAUAUAUUUAAUGUAGGACGUCUGGAUGAAUGAAGAAUGGGUAUGACUAAAAACCACUGUAUUAGUGAAACACUGUAAAGCGAAGCGUUAUAAAGUGGGGCCUUCCUGUACUUUUAAUGUUCACUUUCAUUUAUUGUUUAUUAUACCCAAAUUUAAUUCUUGUUAAUUUUUUAUUUUAGUAAUUCCAGUGUAAUUUUUGGCUACAUACAAGCAUGUUUGUAAGUAGGGAGUUGGUCUUAAUUUUUUUUGUUAGUUUGCAUAUCUGGUGAUGAGAAUUGGAGUAUAGUUGUUCACUUCCUAUGUGUUUAAAGAAUUGAACGAGAGGAAGCAAAAAUGACUUAUAAGCGUAGUAUAGGACUGACACAGCAGAUGGCUGGUAUACACAAGUGCUGGUCCAGUCUUGUGGAUAACUAACAUUUCUUCUACUAAUUUCCUUUUCAUCCUCAUUCACCCUUCUCCACCUCACCUUUCUUCUCAAUUUUCCUUUUUCUCUGUUUUUCUUCUCUAUCAUUCAUUACUUCAUCUUCUUGCCCAUUUUUCUUCUCCAUCUUCCUCCUUGGUGAGCAUUGACCCAUACAAGUUUAGUGUUUUUUUUGUGAAUAUAAGUACAGCCUCUCCUCACUUAACAAUGGAGUUCCAUUCCUAAGACCACAUAGGUAAACGAAUUCGUUGCUAAGUGAGGAGCAUGCUGUAAUGGUAGUGGGUUUGUGUCAACUAUAUUUGAUAUUAUUUUAAUGUCACCUUUUCAUCAUUUAUAACAUUUGUGGUAUAUUCUUAAAUGUUUAUAGAGUAGUGUACUGUAUAUUGUAAUAAACAGAAUAGAGGAAAUCAGCUUUAACACAUUAUUUAGGUGUGCAUACUGGUCACAGAACCCGUCGUAAGUUGGAGGCAUUGGUAAAUGAGAACAUCACUAAGUGAGGAGAGGCUGUAAUUGGAGCUUGGGUAAUAGCCACUGACUAUAUUUUGAGGUAAAAUACAUGUAGGUACCAUUAGCUAAUCUCCAAGCCUAGUAAAGGCUGAGAUAAAUAUGCUGUAAUUGUAUGAGAUGAUUUAAAUGAAACUAAUUUGGUUUUUCUUUACAAUUUAAAGUAAAUAAACAUUGGUGGGUCAUUUGAAUUAUGCCCAUACACUCCUGGAAAGACAGUUUGGGAAUGAGCAAUGGUGAACUUUUUUUUUUUUUUCACCCUACCUGGGUGGGAAAUGGUGGGUGUAUUUAAAAAAAAUCUUACUCUAUAUCUUCACCUGUUUGUGGUUAUAGAGGCUGAGUCUCAGUUUCUGGCAUUGACUAGUAAUUGUAUUAUUAAUUACAUGUUGAUUCCUCUUAUUUUUUUUAGUCCCAGUCACAACAAUAUUCCAUUGCUGUAUUAUUAUUAUUAUUAUUAUUAUUAUUAUUAUUAUUAUUAUUAUUAUUAUUAUUAUUAUAAUGGGGGAGUGCUAAACCCGUAGGAUUGUACAGCGCAUGUGGGGGGUGAUGAAAGAUAUUCAGGCUAAAUUCCGGGAACUGGAGCACAGAUCCAAUUCCCUAGAUCAAGAGCCCCUCACCAGCUUCAAGGAACCUCCCUUGAGGGGUCCAUUGCUGUAGCUUUCAUAAUAAAUUGAUAGUUAAACAAGAGGUCAACAACAUGCAAAUGACCUGAGUUACAAACAUCUCUACUUAAAAACUGAGGACUUAGGAAUUAUCUAAAGUUUUAUUUAUCAUUGAGCUGCACUACAACCAGGUGAAAUAGCCAUCCUUUGUAGUACAUACUAUUAUUUUCUAUAUAAACAUAUUUGCAGGUUGAAAAGUCAGGAAUGCAGCUCAUUGUAAGUUGAGGACCUGCUGCAGUACACUUACAGUGCUGUAUUGUAUUAAGAUAUUUGUACACUAAUUUAGAUUUUUUUGUACUUUAAUAGCAUUUAUAUGACUGUAUAUCUUAAUGUCCUAUAGAAAUUCAGCUAAUAUUUGAUUUUUUUGGGUAUUGAAAGUAGCUAUAUGUGCUGAACUUCAACUUUUUUUAUAUUUGUAUGGUAUAGUAAUUAAUAGAUUUACUGUUAACACAGUUUUAAUUAUUGACUCAUAAUCUUAACUUAUGAGUACAACCCAUUUUGUAUUGAUGAAUAAAUUAAAUUUCAUAAUGUUUCUUUUUAUGUCCCACUGACACUGGUUCACCUAGGUAUGUCACAUUCUCCUUCCUCCCUCUCAAACCUGGGUGUAUCACACUCUCCUCCCUCCCUCCCAAACCUGCGUGUGUCACACCCUCAGCCUGCCCUCCCUCCCCCCCAAACCUGGGAGUGUCACACUCUCCUUCCUCCCUCCCAAACCUGGGUGUCACACUCCUCCCUCCUUCCUUCCUCCCAAACCUGGGUGUCACAUUCUUCUCCCUCCUUCCCUCCCAAACCUGGGUGUGUCACACUCUUCUCCUUCCCUCCCUCCCUCCCUCCUAAACCUGGGACACUGUACCAUGGUGGCAUGGUUUGUGCCCCCCUCCUUUACCCAAAGCUGGGACACUUUACCAUGGUUGCAUGGUUUGUGCCUCCCCCUAUCCUUCCCCAAAUCAGGGACACCCUACCAUGGUGGCAUGGUUUGUGCUCUCUCCUUAACCCCAAGCUGGGACACCUUACCAUAGUGGC
Molecule: messenger RNA, 10270 nt
Organism: Cherax quadricarinatus
Lineage: Eukaryota; Metazoa; Arthropoda; Malacostraca; Decapoda; Parastacidae
Product: histone-lysine N-methyltransferase, H3 lysine-79 specific
Source: RefSeq, a predicted model, not a curated record